AUGGCAAACAAAAGCAGACCAAAAAAGGUUCGAGCACCAUACAGAAGUUACAAGGCCAAAAAGGAAGAAAAACUUGUCGCUAGUGUUGGCAUCGAAACCCAGGAAAACACACAUAUAAUACACGAUCAUUUGAAAAACAAUGAGUUCAAAUUGGGUGUUCAACAACGACCGUUUCAUAAUUCAACAAAGAGCGAGAUAGUUGUUGACGAAAGCAUCAACAAUGCUGAAGCUUUAGCUCUAGCUCCAACUCUAGCUCAAAAUCAAGCUCAAGAUCAAGAUCAAAAUCAGGCUUAUUUGCCACUUCCCAUUGAACUAUUUGCCUAUAUUUUGGAGAUAGUAAAUGCAAAUGGAGAUUUAGACCCAUCGUUGAUGAGAGUUUGUAAGGAUUUUUACAAAAUCGUGAGACCAAUGAUAUACAGACAUCCUCGAUUGAAAGCUACGAGUUUUGCCAAUUUUGUUGAAACAUUAUCCAGCAACAAAAGUUUGGGUGAUUACAUACAUUCUUUGGACUUGUCAUUUGUUCAAUCAAGCAAAAAUGCAUUUGUGGCAAGGCUAUUAAAACAGACACGGAAAAACUUGGAAGACUUUGUUGCGCCACAAACAAGUUUUGGGUUAGGGCCCCUUAUAGCAGUAAAGAAUUGUCUGAAUUUGAAAACGUUGGAUUUACGUUUAGUUUCAGAGACUUUAAACUUAACAGAGCUUUUCCAUUCCAUGUCAAAUUUGAACCAGCUAACCCACUUGUCUUUUCCAAGGUCGUCUGUGGAUAUUGACAACUAUAACAAUAUCAAAUGGCCACCGAAAUUGACUUUUCUUCGACUAUCUGGUGGUAUUAAUGACGAGUUUCUCUCUCAUUCCAACCUUCCCGAGCUGAUUACGAGUUUAGAAUUUGCACACUGUCCGCUCAUAACUGAUAUUGGUAUAAGACAAGUGCUAUGCAAAAUGGGACAGAAACUUCGUAACUUUAAAGUACAGUACCCUAUGCCAUCGCUCAAAGGAAACAGUCUUGAUGAUGUCUUUGUGUUGUGCCCAAAGCUUCGUGUUUUGGAGGUUUGUGUUGAUUAUCUUUCUAGUACAUUUUUUGACGAACACAAUUUGCGCCAUGUCAAUUACGAAAGGCCGCUACGCACAUUGUAUAUAAACAGCAGCGGCCUGUUGGGUACUCUGAAUCGCUUGGGUCCAGCAGACUUGGCUAUGGCUCUAGAAGAUGGACGUUUGCCAUAUGUGAAGAAUAUUCAAUGCACAGCAAAGUUAAGUUGGGAUCCAAAGUCCGACGCAGUUAUCUCUAUUGCAGAUGAGCUUGAUGAGCGAGGUGGAGGUCUCUACAUUGGAUAUUGA
Molecule: messenger RNA, 1335 nt
Organism: Lodderomyces elongisporus
Lineage: Eukaryota; Fungi; Ascomycota; Pichiomycetes; Serinales; Debaryomycetaceae
Exons: 1
Coding region: 1-1335 (444 amino acids)
Source: RefSeq, a predicted model, not a curated record